AUGUUAAUACCGAGGAGAGGUCCCAGACUACUCAGUCAGGGAAUAUACCGGUUCUUAUCCACCAAGACAAAAGAAGCUGAGUCAUCAACUCAGUCUAAUCAUGUGAUAUCAUCAAAACAAUUAUUGUAUACAACCGAUCCAACGUCGCCAGGUUCUAUAUUCUUUUUACCCCACGGUACCAGAAUAUUGAACAAAUUGAUACAGUUUAUGAAGAAUCAACAAACCAAGUAUGGAUUUCAGGAAGUAGUCACUCCUUUGAUUUUCAAGACCAAAUUAUGGAAAAAAUCAGGCCAUUGGGACAAUUAUAAAGAUGAUAUGUUCAAAGUUGUUGGUAAUGAUAUAACGAAGGAGGAACAUACUGACAAUAUAGAAGAGCAUGAGUAUGGCUUGAAACCAAUGAAUUGCCCGAGCCACUGCAUGAUAUUUGCUAAAUUUGAUCGAUCAUACCAGGAAUUGCCAGUGAGAUACUCUGAUUUCAGUUCAUUGCAUAGAAACGAAGCUAGUGGAGCCUUAUCGGGAUUAACCAGGGUUAGGAGAUUCCACCAAGAUGAUGGGCAUAUUUUUUGUUCCAUGGAUCAGAUUGACGGAGAAAUUAAAAACACCUUAGAUUUGAUCAAAGACACAUACAAUGUGUUUGGUAUCAACGAAAUUGAGUUUUAUUUGUCAACUAGACCCGAGGAUAAAUUUAUUGGAAAUAUAGAUACAUGGGAUAUUGCAGAGUUGCAAUUGAAGAAUGUGUUGAAUGCCACUGCUGGUGAGGGAAACUGGUCUAUUAGAGAAGGGGAUGGUGCAUUUUAUGGACCAAAAAUAGAUGUAUUAUUAAAAGAUGCCUUCAACAAGAAGCACCAAGUAGGUACCAUUCAACUAGAUUUUCAAUUACCAAAUAGAUUUGAGUUAAAAUACGUUGGUGAAGAUGGUAAACGUGACCAUCAGCCAAUACUUGUACAUAGAGCCGUUUUUGGAUCACUAGAGAGGUUCUUUGCUAUAUUACUAGACCAUUACCAGGGGAAAUGGCCAUUUUGGAUUAAUCCAAGACAGGCAUUAAUUGUUCCGAUCAAUGAGUCACAUGUCCCAGUCGCUGAGGAGUUGCAAAAGAAACUCAGCGGUGACAUUAUUAGUUGUGACAAAAGCAUUGCCCCACUUACAGGGUUCAACUUUCACGUUGAUGUCGAUAAGAGAGGAGAAACAGUUGGGGCAAGAACCAAAGAUGCCAUCCAGAAAGGUUAUUCGUAUCUUAUCAUGAUUGGUGAUAAAGAUAUAGCAAAUGGCACUUUUGCAGUUAGAAGUCGGGAUGACAGAAAGAUUAGAAAUAUGACUUCAGAUGACAUUUAUAAAAUGUUUAUUGCAUUAGAACAAUCAUACAAAUAG
Messenger RNA from Candida dubliniensis CD36, 1368 nucleotides. It is a transcript of the gene MST1, whose product is annotated as threonine--tRNA ligase. Gene Ontology annotation, cellular component: cytoplasm. Gene Ontology annotation, biological process: mitochondrial threonyl-tRNA aminoacylation. The transcript has a single exon. The record is from RefSeq and is a predicted model, not a curated record. Gene Ontology annotation, molecular function: threonine-tRNA ligase activity; ATP binding. The coding region runs from base 1 to 1368 and encodes 455 amino acids. Lineage: Eukaryota; Fungi; Ascomycota; Pichiomycetes; Serinales; Debaryomycetaceae.